GCAAAAGUGCGCGCCAUAUUUCUGCUCGGUGUCCCGGAUGUCCCAGUUGGUCCUCGUUGUUUGGGUGGCCCACGCGACUCCCUGCACACCUAAACAAUGUCUGAUAACGCUGACGCCAAACCCGAGGGGGAGGGGAACGAAUACAUCAAGCUUAAAGUGGUGGGCCAGGAUUCUAAUGAGAUCCACUUCAGGGUGAAAAUGACGACACAGAUGGGCAAGCUAAAGAAGUCUUAUAGUGAACGUGUGGGAGUUCCAGUUGCUUCACUUCGCUUUCUUUUUGAUGGGAGACGUAUUAAUGAUGAAGAAACGCCUAAAGCUCUGGAAAUGGAAAACGAUGAUGUCAUUGAGGUCUACCAGGAGCAGACUGGCGGCCAUUGAUGUAAAACAUUCCUGCGAGAGUAGGACUAAGGCAUUCUUAGGUUAAGCAGGCUAUCUUAUUUUUAUAUAUUUUUUCUUUUUAUUUUAACACAAGAACUAUAAUUUACUUUGAGAAAUGUGUGCACCUCUACUAGUGUGCAUAUGUGAUUCUGGGUAGAAUUUUGUAUGUAUCUUUAACAGUUAGUAUACUUCAUCAGCAAUUAUGGGGAACGAAACCUGAAUUGAGAGUUUAAGAUGUUACUCUUGUCAAUCAUAGUUUGAGCUCAGUGUGCAAACACUUAUAUAUGUUAACAUUUUUCUUUUAAUGGUAGUUGGAUUAAAUUUGAAAAAAAAAAAUGAAUAUAUUUAAUAUUUGCCUGAAAUAUUAUUUUUUUAAAUGAUUUUUCUUCCCCCACUGAAAUUGGAAAGACUGUAGUGCAUAUGUUUUCUUAUGUAUUUAGAUGCAUCUGUGAAUGAAAGUUGUGUAAUUCUAAUUCAAAUACAUUCUUAUUCUGCCCCA
Messenger RNA from Eriocheir sinensis (Chinese mitten crab), 877 nucleotides. Its product is annotated as small ubiquitin-related modifier-like. Gene Ontology annotation, biological process: protein sumoylation. The coding region runs from base 97 to 378 and encodes 93 amino acids. Gene Ontology annotation, molecular function: protein tag activity; ubiquitin-like protein ligase binding. The record is from RefSeq and is a predicted model, not a curated record. NCBI's taxonomy places the organism in Eukaryota, Metazoa, Arthropoda, Malacostraca, Decapoda, Varunidae. The transcript has 4 exons. Gene Ontology annotation, cellular component: PML body; nucleus.